AUGUCAAUUGGAUCGCUUCAGUUUAGCUUUUCCGAGGAUACAGAGCAUUUUUUUGCAGAGUCUUUUGACGAUGUGGCCAAAAUGGCUACAGAUUUGGAUACUUCUGCUUCGGUGGGACUUCAGCAACAGAGAGACUUAAAGCGAGAUAAUCUACCGAUUGCAAUUAUUACUUCGGCUGUUGACUCAUUUACACAAGAAGGCAAUUUGGACGAUAUCAUAAAGGACAUUAAACGCACAUCAUCCUCUCAUUCGUUAAUAAAGCGAAACACAGAAGAGAUGCGCACAGGUCGUGGCAGUUUUGGUAGCUACGUUGUCACUGGAAGCAGCAGCAGCAACAUUGCGAUGGGUAAUACAAAUAGCACGGCUCAAAUCCAGGUCGAACCUUCCGGGACAAACUCAUUAGACUUCGACAUGAAUGAGCUGGAUGAGUUAACAAAUUACUUCUUGUGGGACAACGACGUCGCAAUGUUUGAUCAUCGAGAAACUCAGACGAAGUCAACUAUUAUGAAUCAGAGAGUCGCUAUGGCGGGGCAAAAUUCUCAGCUCACAAAAAUGCACAGUCUUGACUUUGACGCUGAAGUUUCAAUUUGUGAAAGCUCGACUCGCAGCAAGAUCGUCGUAGGCGAGGUUAAAUUUGAAGACACUGUACCAAUAAGCUCGUUCGUAGCGAAUCCUGUGACUGCUAUGUCUUUUUCAUGCCCGCACUACCCCACUGUGAUCGACAUCCAAACGAAAUUUCUCGAUAAGUACUGGCGCAAUGAUCGCAAGAAUAUUCAGUGCUUUCCGCGUUGCCCGGAGCACGGUGACUACUAUCGUGUGCGUAUUGAGAACCUUCAGCACCGGUGCAAGGGUGUCUGUCGAGCUCCUGUGAGAGCUCAUGUGUGUAUUCCAGCACCCGUAAGCGCAUCUGUAACGCAGCAUGGUUUGCUGGUAUUAGCGCGCUGUAACAGUACCUUUUCCCGAAAUUCAAAUUCAACAGAACAACAGCUACUGAGUCUACCUGAGAUAAAAGCACUGCGCGCUGUGAGUGCCGUAGGAACCGUCGACAAUUUCACUUUAGACACAGAAGGUGUGAAUUUUGACGUGAUAUUUCAUCCAGAUGUUUGGAAGUUUGAAUUCGAUUUACCAAAGAAACGUCGAUACGUGCAAAACUCAAACUCAAAUGUUCCACUUUAUGGUGCAGAUAGAGAUAUUGAUGGGGAUUUAGCAUCAGCGGAGUUUCUCUAUUUUUUUGAAAUAGACGUAUUUUACUCGUCUGAUCAAACACAUUUUGAGCGCUUGGGCCACAUGAAAUCAAAAAGUUUUCAAAUUGGCAACACACGCACACUUUUGCGGCGACGUAAUAAACUGGUUGGAGAGAAUCACAUCAUUGGGGGGUCAUACGCAACCGACAGCGACCAGCUAGCCGAUGUCGAUGAACUUCCUGAGAAGAAGAGGAUCAAAGUGGCCAAAAGCCGCCACGAGAUUGUGUCAGGCAAAUCGUUUAGUGAGGAUGGUUUCGGAAGUAGUGGGCUGACAGGAAGUCGAGUUUCGACUGCUAAUAAUGCCGGCGAAGAUAUUUUUUCGUCUCCUAAGCGAGAUUUCCCGGAUGAAAAAUCCACCAUUCUGAAUGUCGAUCGGUUAAGUAAAUUUGACUUUCAAGACGUCGUCAACUGGAAAAAGGAUCUGUCAGAAUUUUCUCAGGUGAAGGUCAAUUUCUGGGAGGAUGGAAAUAUCGAAGAUGCUGUUGCUUCAAAUUACUUCCCGUUCAUCUCGCCUAAACAGAACAGUGGCAAUGUGCUUGCCAUAUACUCCCCAGUGUUUGCGGCUCUCCCUAUGAAGGCCCAAUCAAACGACCAGCCCGUAACUUCGGGAUCUCGUGUCAUGGAGAAAGCGCCCAGUUUGGCAAAGUUUAUGGUCUACUCUCUCGUUUGUGUACCCCUUUCUAUGCUCUUAUUGCCAGUCGGCUUGAUCCUGUUGAUCGGAUUUUUAAUUUUUCCUCCAGCCGCUUCAAAAAUUGUCAGCACACUGGAUGCAAUGUCAGACUUGGAGCUCUCUCGUGCUAAUAUUAGCUGCACAUCUGAAGAUCACCGCAUGGUUCUGAAUCGGCUUAUUGAGCAUAAGGACGAACACGCGGGAAAUUUAAUGACUGUCAUGUUCCGCUAUCACACCAAAGGCAAAGUGUGGGGUCGAAUCUUUUAUUUCAGCGGGGCAAAAUUUGUAUUCUCUAUUAUCUCGAUCAUCCCAGCAUUUUUUUUAACAUCAAUGGCGGGUCUGCUCUAUCCGAUUCGCCCAGUCUCUUCUGCUUUGGCAAAAUCUGCGUGCGGCUUUGCUCUUUGGUCGAGAGAGUACACGCGCGAAACAAUGGGAAAACCCUUGGCACGUGUCGACGAAGUGGAUGCAGUUGUGUGA
Messenger RNA from Plasmopara halstedii, 2391 nucleotides. RefSeq lists its product as uncharacterized. The record is from RefSeq and is a predicted model, not a curated record. Lineage: Eukaryota; Oomycota; Peronosporomycetes; Peronosporales; Peronosporaceae. The transcript has a single exon. Bases 1 to 2391 code for a protein of 796 amino acids.